AUGCGUUUGGUGUUCGCGAAAACAAUAUUCUUAAAAGUAAAAUAUAUAAUUAUUAUCCUAUUAUUUGUAUCUGUGUAUAUAUUUUACGUGACAUUUAAAAAUAAUUUUGUGCAUAAUCUACUGAGUACAAGAACGAAGCAGUUAUCUUCUGUUAUUUUACCAAAUAUCGUGGUUCAUCUGGAUUUCAAGGGAGCCCCACCGAAGUUGCAGUACUUAGAAUCACUAUUACCGUUGCUAAAAUCACACGGCGUAAAUGGACUGCUAUUAGAAUAUGAAGAUAUGUUUCCGUAUGAAGGACUUCUGGCCAACUUGAGCGCAAAGAACUGUUACAACAAAUAUGAGCUCAAACAAUUUAUCGCUAAUGCACACCGAUUUGGCUUUGAAAUAAUUCCUCUAAUACAAACAUUUGGGCAUUUGGAGUACGCGUUAAAAUUACCCGAGUUUAUGCACUUACGAGAGGUACAAAUGUAUCCAGACUCUAUAUGUCCUAACAAGGCUGCAAGUCUGAGUUUUAUUAGGCACGUCUUACAACAAGUUGUAGAAUUUCAUAAAAGUAUUGUACCUAUUAAAUACAUCCAUAUCGGCUGUGAUGAAGUUUAUCAUAUAAAUGAGUGUCAACAAUGUAAAAAACGGCAUCUGUCGACUACAGAUCUCUUCCUCCAUCACGUCAUAACAAUUACGAAAAUUGUAAAUGACUUGUCGGAAAAAACAACUGUUCUUAUAUGGGACGAUAUGCUUCGUCAUAUAUCAUUAAAAGAAUGGUACAGUAUUGACUUUCACCAAUUCCGGAACAUUGAAAUUGUAUAUUGGGAUUAUGAAUCUAAAGUUAAAGUAUCACAUGUUAAUCUCAUGAAAUAUCAUAAGAAGUUCCCAAAUAUAUGGAUAGCAUCUGCAUUCAAAGGAGCUGAUGGGAGAACUGCAAUUAUUCCUAGUGAACAAAAUAGAUUAGCCAAUCAUUUGAGUUGGUUUAACUUCAUUUGGAAUUAUAAGUUUGGCGGUGAAACUGGUGAUACGUACAAUUUCAAAGGAAUAAUAUUAACUGGUUGGUCAAGAUACAGUCAUAUGGACCCGGUAUGUGAACUUCUACCAACGUCAAUACCUAGUCUCAUAAUAAAUUUGUUGUUUAUAAAAAAAGUCAAAGAAGGGGUUGUCUAUGAUGAUGCUAAUCAUAAAGAAGAUGUAUUUUUUGCCAAUUAUUUAAGCACAGAUGUGAAAAAUAGUUUGUUAUGUAAUCGAUUACCCUCCUCAGGUAAUGAUGUAACUUGGUCUUCUUGUCUUUUCAAUGGUGUUGAACUUUACAAUGUACUAAAGCAAUAUAUAUUUAUACGCACCAUUAUAACAAAGGGUUUGAACAAUGACAAAUUUUCUUCAGCUUCAAUUGAAUAUUAUUCGAAAUUGAACUUUAUAAAUAUGAAUACUAUAACUGACAAUAUUGCGUGGUGUAAUAAUUCAUUAUACCAAUUACUCGAUGUAGAGUAUAAAGUGAGUAAUGUUAUGAAAAGAUAUUACAAAAGAGUAUUUAUUUUGGAAUAUACAGGUUAUUUAACAUUUAAUUUAAAAAAUAAACUUCACAAUUUGAUAGCAACUUUGACUAAUUAUAAGAAGAGACAUAUUUGGGAUAGAGGACCCGUUAUGUUCAAUAUAUCUGUUUUACCCUUGUUUUCAUAGAUCCUUAUACCUGUGUAACUUGCAGCUAUAUACAAUAA
This is a messenger RNA of Achroia grisella, 1706 nucleotides long. RefSeq names its product hexosaminidase D-like. Gene Ontology annotation, biological process: carbohydrate metabolic process. The transcript is spliced from 4 exons. NCBI's taxonomy places the organism in Eukaryota, Metazoa, Arthropoda, Insecta, Lepidoptera, Pyralidae. The record is from RefSeq and is a predicted model, not a curated record. The coding region runs from base 1 to 1668 and encodes 555 amino acids. Gene Ontology annotation, molecular function: hexosaminidase activity.